AUGUCAAAAGCGACUAUAGAUGCCGCGAUUGCAAGGGGCCAGGGAAUUUCUAGCUCCGGAGCACCCUUAGAACAGUUGACCAUUGAGGCCAUGCUUCCCGGUUCCGUGGCUGUGGUGAUCGUAUGCCUGACUGACCAGAAGGCCAGAACAAUGCAGGAUGUUCGCACUAUUCUUAAGAAAUCAGGCGGUACCAUCUCUCCCGUUACUUUUCUAUUCGAAAAGAAAGGGAAGGUUGUGUUUGAGAAGGAUCCUCAAGGAAAGAGCGCGGACGAUUAUCUCGAAGACGCCAUUGACGCCGGUGCAGCAGACAUCAGUGCUGACUCUGAGGGGAGAUUGAUUUUGUACACGGAGCCGACAAUGACUAAAUCAGUGGGUGAAGCGAUGUCCGCUACCGCAGGACUGAAAAUUGAAAGCUCGGAUAUUAUCUGGGACCCGAACAAAGACACAAUGGCUACACUUCAAACAGAAGAGGCGAUGAACGAAGUGGACGUGUUUCUCGAGAGGAUUCAUGACGAACCAACCGUCCAAGAAAUAUAUAUGAAUUUGGCUAGGACGUGA
This is a messenger RNA of Uncinocarpus reesii 1704, 558 nucleotides long. RefSeq lists its product as uncharacterized. The coding region runs from base 1 to 558 and encodes 185 amino acids. Lineage: Eukaryota; Fungi; Ascomycota; Eurotiomycetes; Onygenales; Onygenaceae. Gene Ontology annotation, cellular component: mitochondrion. The transcript has a single exon. The record is from RefSeq and is a predicted model, not a curated record.